AUGCCGUUGCUGGACUCACCAGUGCUGUACCCAGCACCGAAGGUCCAGUGGUACACACCGACGCCACGGAAGCCGAGCCACGAGAAUCCCCUCGGCAUCGUCUUCCCGGAGGACACAGAGAAGGAGACGAGGGUGACUGGAGCCCGAGGUGUGAGGGAAGGAUCCCCUCCAGAAGACUUGAUGAUGGUCAAGAUCGACGGCGCACUGGAUUUACUGCCGUCUGACAACUUCGGGCCGCACUUCUAUUGUGCCACAGCGUAUUACCCAGGUGAGGGUAACGCAGAGAUAAAUGCGAGAAAGACCGAAUUCGCCGUCGGGAAGGCGAAUCCCGCACGUCCUGACCUUGACAAUUGCAUGCUACAGAAGACCGUUUUAGUACCUUACAAUCGGAAGCAACAGCUCUUGAUGGUGGAGAUCCACGAAGUGGAUCCCGAAGACUCAGAGGUGGAGGACUGUUUGAUCGGCCAGGCAACCUUGCCACUGGCAGAUCCAAAGAUCGAGUCCUCGGCAAACUGGCCGCUGUUCCGUGGCUUCGAAAGCAGCGGCUCCUUGGCGGUGCAAGUCCACAUCCCCCAGGUGAAUUCUGCGGGCCCGAAAACGCUUGAGUGUACAACACCAUCCGUUUGCAAGCCCUCCAAGCGGAGCAAUACUCCUCCAAAGGGAUUUCCGGAGCCCGUGUCUCCACUUAGCCGGACAUUACCGUACAGGUGCAAGCGAUCGGAGCGCAGUGACACUCCUCCCGAGGGAUUUCCAGAGCCCGUUUCACCAUCCAGAGUGGCGCGCCCAACCCUCCUGGAGAGCCUGCGCUAUGGAAAACAGACACCCGAGGAGAAGAAGUGCCAAGCAUUCGACGAGGAUGCGUGGACGCGGGACAUGGGCUCCUCCCAAAUCUUCACUGGCUGCGCGCCUUGCGAUGCGUUUCUGGAGUCCAUGCGCAAGGGACCAGAUUUGUUGCAGCACUCGCCAUUGCUAAAGUCCCUGAUGAGUGGCGUGGAUCCCCUUGCCGAUGUGGACAUCCGUCUCCCCACCCAGGCCGGAGGCAGCCGCCUUCAUUCGUGCAUCAGGCCAGAGCAGGCACAGACGGUGUCAGCUGUGUCAGGCAAUGUGCAAUACACACCUGCGAGCUACGUGCCAGCAAGGCCACAUCAUAGCCACAUGCCACCCCGCACAAGCUACAAUCCAGUCCCCACGCAGCAAUCGCUGCUUGGCACAUCCAACCCAGCCCGGAUGCUGCAGAACCGGCAGGCGAGCUGCAUGCCGCAAGUUACAGGCUUCAAUCCAGUAUUCAAGCAGCAAUCGUUGCUUAGCACAGCAAGCCCAACUCAGACUUCAACAAACCAUGUGCAGUACCGGCAGGCGAGCUACAUGCCACAAGCUGCAGGCCACAAUCCAGUCAUCCAGCAACAAUCGUUGCUUGGCACGGUCAGCCCAACUAAGCCUGCGAUGUCAAGCAGUGCACAGCACAUUAAUAACGCAAGCUACAUGCCGUCGCCGUCAAGCCAGAAGCCACUAGUGCAGCCCUCGCUGCUUAGCACAAAACGGCCAACCGAUAUUCAGACGACUUCUGCUGUCUCCAGUAGUGUGCAGGCGAUGUUCACGCUGCCGACAGCCAUAGAAAGCUGCAGGCCAUACACCAUGCAGCAAUCGCGGGUUGGCACAGCAAGGCCAAUGCGGACGCUGCCUCCAUUCCCAGGCAACGUGCAGUACAUGCAGAUGCAGCCAGCAGGCGCAAGAGGCUACCAUCCUUUUGCUGGCCAGUACUUCGCGUGCGUGAGAUGA
This is a messenger RNA of Symbiodinium necroappetens, 1779 nucleotides long. The record is from the annotation of a GenBank genome assembly. NCBI's taxonomy places the organism in Eukaryota, Dinophyceae, Suessiales, Symbiodiniaceae.